UUUUUAUUAAGUAUUAAUAUUUAAUUGAAAUGUUUGAAGGGAAAAAAAACAAAAAAGAAAACUUUUGAUCAAACAAAGGAUUGAUUGAAGUGAAAAAUCUAGCUGGAAGUAAUCUGGUAAAAGUAAAACAGAUAACAUUGAUAACAUUGUAUUUCCGACGAAGAUAGGUAAUAAGAAACGAUGUCGUUACCGGACAUUGCUUCAAUCUCGGAAAACUCAAGGGAACUCGACCGGUUAAGGAAAGAACAAGAAGAGGUGCUUUUCGAUAUCAACAAGCUUCACAAGAAGCUUCAAGCUACUCCUGAGGUAGUUGAGAAACCUGGUGAUUCUUCAUUAUCAAGGCUAAAAAGUUUAUAUAUUGAAGCUAAAGAUCUUUCGGAGAGAGAAGUAACGAUUUCCAACUUGUUACUAAGUCAACUUGACGCUUUCCUGCCAUCUGGACCUCCAGGUCAACAACGAAGAAAGAUGGAUGGUAAUGAUCAAAAAAGGAGAAGAAUGAAGUCUGAUUCAGAUAUCUCUCGUCUUUCUCCUUCUAUGCGGAGUUAUAUUGAGACUUGUAUUAGUCUCAAAGAUGAGCAGGUAGCUGCAAGAGUCAUCUCAGAUGCUGAGAAGGAUGUGUGGUUUGUUGUAAAAGUGAUAAAUUUUGAUGAGAAAACAAAAGAAUUUGAAGUACUUGAUGAGGAACCAGGUGAUGAUGAAGAGGGCAGUGGCCAAAGGAAGUACAAGCUGCCUGCAUCUUGCAUUAUACCUUUCCCCAAGCGGAAUGAUGCUUCUAGUACUCAAGAAUUCCCCACUGGAAGACAUGUUUUGGCCGUUUAUCCAGGAACAACUGCACUCUAUAAGGCAACUGUCAUUAGUACUCCUCGAAGGAGGAAAUCAAAUGAAUAUUUACUUGAAUUCGAUGAUGAUGAGGAAGAUGGAGCCUUGCCUCAAAGGGCAGUACCCUAUCACAAGGUGGUUCCCUUGCCGGUAGGACACCGGCAAUGAGAUAUGUGUAUAAACGUGUAUAAUAGUUUAGAUCUAUAAACUUAGAGCUGGUUUUUAAACAUGUGAAUCAGAACCCUAAUUUUCACGAGCCCUGUGUACUGGCUUAGCAAUAGAAGUUUGACACCAAUAUCCUUUCUGUUACUUUAAGUUACAUGGUUCUUCUUCAUUACCCGUAAAGAUAAAGAUAAUACUUUAUCUUUGAAAGUUUCGAGUUUGAAUCUUCGGAUGGAUGGGAUGUCAUUUAUGGAUAAGAGAGGAUUACCUCAUUAUGUAACCCAAUAUUCUUUCAUGCUUCGUUUGAUAUCUGAUGCGAAGCUUAUCAAUGUAACAGUAGCAUGCAUGAAUCUUGUGAACUUUAAAAGAGAAACAAGGUAACAUGGCUUUGUUGGGAAUCUGAAGACCCAAUUUUCAUUGCAUAAUUCCAGCUUCAUUGGCAUAUAUUACAUAGAUCACAUGCAGCUUAUGGGAGA
Messenger RNA from Durio zibethinus, 1457 nucleotides. Its product is annotated as SAGA-associated factor 29 homolog A-like. The record is from RefSeq and is a predicted model, not a curated record. Gene Ontology annotation, cellular component: SAGA complex. Lineage: Eukaryota; Viridiplantae; Streptophyta; Magnoliopsida; Malvales; Malvaceae.